Molecule: messenger RNA, 435 nt
Organism: Letharia columbiana
Lineage: Eukaryota; Fungi; Ascomycota; Lecanoromycetes; Lecanorales; Parmeliaceae
Exons: 1
Coding region: 1-435 (144 amino acids)
Source: RefSeq, a predicted model, not a curated record
AUGGUCGUAACCCCAGCCGACACCCAAACACGCCCACGAAUUCAGUCUGCAAGACGUGCUCUUGUGUACGGUCUUCCUCCGGACUGGACGGCUGUCUUCCAGACCGUUACCAGCAUCCAACCACCCCUCAUCAACCCAGCUUUCAUCCAAUUCUUCUCCAUGGCCGCUAAAGUCGCAGCGGCAGACCCUGUUCCUGGUCGUCGUUUCCAGCGCAUAUCGUUUGGGGCUUUGAUCUUGGAGUUUAUAGCGAAUGAUGACCAGAACCAGGUAGUUACAAAGGAGUUCGUUGAAGCAGCCUCCCUCUGGCUUCUAGAUGCUGCCCAGAAAGGAUGGACGGGCCUUUUCAAAGCUUGGGUACUCGACAGAGUGGACGGGGAUAUUGUGUUCAUACGAUUGACGAGUGUAUGGGAUGAGAUGAUGUCCUUAACCUCUUGA